AUGCACGAGCACGAGCUGAUGAAGAAUGCCGUGGUCAAGGGCCAGGUGCUCUUGAUCUGCACCUCCUGCAGCUCCGUGGGCAAUCGGAAGGACACCGGCGUUUGGCUGAGCGAGGUUGCCGUACCGUACUACAUAUUCCGCAAUGGCGGCUACGAUGUGACGCUGUGCAGCCUGGCGGGGGGGGAGAUUCCAGUCGACCAGGCUGGUCUCACGGACGCGGAGAAGGCCCGGCACCCGGAGCUGGGCCGGUUCCUUGCGGAUGAGGCGGCAAUGUUGCAGCUACGCGAGUCGGUGGCCGUGUCAUCUGUCAAGCAGCCCGCCGCCUACGACUGCAUCUUCCUGGCGGGAGGUCAGGGAGCCAUGGGCGACAUGCCGCACAGCUCCGAGCUGGCCACGGUGGUGGGCGAAGCGGCCAUGCACGGUCGCCUGGUGGCUGCGGUUUGCCACGGGCCCGCGGGCCUGCUUGGUGCUAAAGACGCCGACGGCAAGCCGCUCGUGGCAGGAAAGACGAUUGCGUGCUUUAGCCAGGCAGAGGAGGAGAAGACGGGUGCUGCAGGUUCAAUGCCAUUCCAGCUGGAGUCAAAACUUAAGGAGCUUGGGGCCAAUGUUUGCUGCGCGGACAUUAACGAGGAGAACGCCUUGCGCGAUGGCGUCCUGGUUACGGGGCAAAACCAUAACAGCGUCGCACGGGUAGCGAAGAUUGUACUCGAGGCUCUCAGCCUGCAUCCAGCUGGCGCUGAGGACCUGAGCAAAGUUAUCCUGUGGGAAUCACAGGGAGCAUCGGCUGCCUUGAAUCCUAAAAUUAUCGGCGACUCAACGUCACAACUUGAGUUCAGGGAGAGCUCGCAUGCACGUGCGGCGCCGUCGCUGAAGGGCGAACGGGAGAGGGUUAACGCGGGCGACCUCUUACAGACAAGCUCGCGCUCCAGCUGGGAUGAGUGGCUCAAGCACUUUGAUACAAUGGACGAGCUGGCGGAAGACGCUGCCCACUACCAGAUCGAGCUGAACACUGCCGUACGCCAGGAACAAUAUGGAGAUGCUGCUCGUUUUAAGCGCAAGCUGCAGGAAAUUCAGUCAUCAGACACGGUGGCUUCGGUCCAGCGCCAGCUGCAGGAAGCUCUGGCUACGGAACAAUAUGGGGCGGCGGCGGACCUGCGCGACCGGGGGCUUGUCGGUCUGGCGGGUUGGUGGGCGGGCAAGGACGGUCCCGAAGACUUCCAGGGCCACCUGCUGCACGUGAAGCCCGAGUUCGGCCGCUGGACUGGACGCAUUUACAUGGCACGCGACAUCGCCGCUAUGAACGGCUGGCGCGAGAACAAGCUGGUGCAGCUUCUGGACAGGGCAACGGAUCGCAAUGCGGCGCGGGGCACGAGCGCGAGCGGCGGCCUGGGCAGCGGCACGAUCGGCACGCCGAUGCUGGAGGUCUUUGUGCGGCAACAGCAGCAGCAACAGCCCGCCACCGACGGCCAGGGCGUGGCAGCCGCAGCCUGCGAGCAGCAGCAGCAGCAACUGGUGCCGAACCUUUUGGUGCAUCAGGCCGUGGCUCUGCGGCCACCGGCUGCAAAGGCGGCAGGUGGCGGAAAGGAUGCCCGGUCGAAGGGCAGCGAGGGCGCGGACGCGGACGCGACCAAGGGCGGUGCGACGCAGCUGAACCCCGCCAGUGUGGUGCGUCUGAGUAUCCACGUGGCGCGUGAUGGCAGCGCGCGCAUCAGCGUGUUGCCGCCAAAGCCCAUCAAGUCGGAGUUCAGCAGUUGGGAGGAGGAGGAAAUGCGCGCUGCGAUGGCUGCCCUGGCGGGUGAUGGACCGAAGCCGGCGGCGCCGCGAGGGAACGUCGGGUCGCGUCCAUCCGGUGGUGCAGCCGCUCUGGGGUCUGCCAAGCGUCCCAACGACGACGAUGAUGAGGACGGCGAUGAAGACGAUGUCCUGACCGAGCUGACGCGCAUCCCGGCGCAAGUGGCCAUGCAAGGCCGUGACCGUUUUACCUUCACAGUGCUGGAGCAGGAGAUGGGCGAUGCCGCCCGCGCGGUCGCGGUUGCGGCGGCCGGUGUUGACAACGAGCUAAUAGCCUCCAGUGGCAGCAGUGUGGACUUGUCGCGGUGGGCGGCUGUGCCAAUCGAUGAGGAUGACUCCUCCGGCGAUGAUAUCGACACUUCCGCUGAAUCGCAGCGGCGCACUGCUGCGUCGGCGACCUCUGCCGUUACCGUGGACGCGCCGGUGGUGGAGGUUGAGCUACAGUUGCCGGACAUUGGGAAGGCCGGCGUGGGAACUGGAGGGCAAUCCCUCCUGGAUGCCGCGGACGAGGCCGCUGCGGCUGCCAGGGCAGCGGAUGCGGACGACGACGACGAGGAUGACAGAGCGCUGAGUGUGUCGUUCGACAUGUUGUCUACAGGAUACGGCAAGUUAGACGCCGUGGCCACGUCAGUGUCGGACGCGGAGGAGCAGCGCAUUCUGAUUGAGAUUCCAGUGGGGCGGCUCAUCCGGCAGCAGCAGCGGGAAGCGGAAGAGCACCGGCGGUUGUCGGGCGCUGGUGCCGGCACUUCAGCGGCGGCUGGGUCUGAGCAGUCCAAGGACAGGGCCAGCAAGGACACCUUUGACAGGCUGGCUGAGCGGGUGGCGCAAUUGCAGGCUGCUCGCGCCGGACGGCGUGUGCCCCCGGAGCACCUCGCCACCGCCCUGCGCACCCUCGCCCAGCGCCUCGUCAACGGCGAGCUGGCGGCCGACGGCUCCUCCUCUGCUACGGCAACCGUGCCGUCGCCCGCCGCCAUCGCGGCGCAGAAGGCCGCCGCGGCAGCUGCGGCACGCCUCCAAGCCGCCUCCUCGCCUGCCUCCGUGCGCUCUUCCUCAUCCUCUUCCUCCCCCACCUCUUCCCAACUGGGCGCCACUCGCAUCUCCUAUGCACGCAUUCCCACCGACCUGCCUCGCUCCGACCCAUUCUGUGGCCUGUACCUGGGCGCGUUUGGGCCCCACGGCCCUGAGCUCAUCCAGUUGAGUCGUACGAUGCAGGACGGCGAGGAGGUGGUGUGCGCUACCAAGGUGACGGGUGACCCCAACGUGCCUGCGGGCGAGGUGUCGUUCCGCGCCAAGGUGGGCCGUCGCCACCGUCUCGACUCGCGGGACGUGUACCCAGACGAGCUGGGCAUUGUGGCGCGCUACAAAGGGGAGGGGAGGGUCGCCAUGGCGGGAUACAAGAGCCCUCGUUGGGUGGAUGGCGAGCUGCUGGUCUUCGCAGUAGGCGCCUCCCCAGUAACGGGUGGUGCGGAGCUAGGCUUCGUCUGGAGCGUGCCGGGCGAGAAGCGCUUCUUGAUCCUGCUCAACAAGCUCGACCUCAAGGAGUGUGAAAACUUCUCUACUCAUAGGUGCGCCGCCAGGCCGCCGGAGCGUCUCGUGGCUGUCGUGAACCGGGAUGUGGAAGGAGCCGUAUUAGUGGACGCUGCGGCGCGCCGCUUCGACACGAUGACGGCCAGCGACUGCCGGGACGCUUGCGUUAGCACCCCGGGCUGCAACCUGUGGGUGUUCUGCCCCGUGCCGUCAGGGUGUGCGAGUACUCUCACAACACAGCAGUACAACGAUCUGGAAACCUACCGCCAGUGCUGGCUCAAGUACGACAACGCUAGCAAUGCGGAGCGGCCUGCCACGAACAGGCCCCCGUGGCCUCGCGUACUGAACCUGCCUAAUCAGGACACCGGCUGGAUGAGUGGAACGACAGAGCCGGGCGUGCAGGACAGCGCUGGUGUGGACUGGGGAGUCACCUUCUGCACCUGUACCAACUACACGAUGGAGGGCUACCGUUUCCGGGGCGUUUGCGCUUCUUUUGGGGGCGAGUACACCCCGGAGGGCCUGCAGUGCCUUACAAACGCCGACUGUGCGAAUCCCCCGUCUCUCUUCAACGGGACGUUGCUGGACUCCUGCGACGACGUCUUCUCCUGUACCGUGUUGCUGGACACGGAACUGCAGGGCAAGGUUAUUCAGACGGGCACCCGGGUCUUCGUUGGCACGCCCGAGGCCUGCUGCGCGUUAUGUGCUAAGACGCAGUACUGCAACACCUGGAGCUGGUGUGGCGACCCACGGGGCUGUCCGGGUUUGGAACGCUUUCGCGAGUGCGUCCUCAAGUCGGCUGACCCGGAGAACCCGGUGCCCGGGAGGGGCGGCUUUGGCAACAGCACGGGCUGGAUGAGCGGGGUUCGCCUAGCCUGGAUGUCCGUGUAA
Messenger RNA from Volvox carteri f. nagariensis, 4206 nucleotides. RefSeq lists its product as uncharacterized. Lineage: Eukaryota; Viridiplantae; Chlorophyta; Chlorophyceae; Chlamydomonadales; Volvocaceae. Bases 1 to 4206 code for a protein of 1401 amino acids. Gene Ontology annotation, cellular component: thylakoid membrane. The transcript has 18 exons. Gene Ontology annotation, biological process: singlet oxygen-mediated programmed cell death; response to singlet oxygen. The record is from RefSeq and is a predicted model, not a curated record.